UCGCUGCCGCCUCAGGCGCCGCGGUGCCGGGCUCGGUGCAUUUGGCGCUGAGCGUCCUGCACGCCCUGCUCUACGCCGCGCUCUUCGCCUUUGCCUACCUGCAGCUGUGGCGGCUGCUCCUGUACCGCGAACGGCGGCUGAGUUACCAGAGCCUCUCUCUCUUCCUCUGUCUCCUGUGGGCAGCGCUCAGGACCACCCUCUUCUCCGCUGCCUUCUCGCUCAGCGGCUCCCUGCCCCUGCUCCGGCCGCCUGCUCACCUGCACUUCUUCCCCCACUGGCUGCUCUACUGCUUCCCCUCCUGUCUCCAGUUCUCCACACUCUGUCUCCUCAACCUCUACCUGGCGGAGGUUAUAUGUAAAGUGAGAUGUGCCACUGAACUUGACAAACACAAGAUUCUAUUGCAUUUGGGCUUUAUGUUGGCAAGCCUUCUCUUUUUAGUGGUGAACUUGACUUGUGCAAUGCUAGUCUAUGGAGAUGUCCCAGAAAAUCAGUUGAAAUGGACUGUGUUUGUUCGAGCAUUAAUUAAUGAUAGCCUGUUUAUUCUUUGUGCCAUCUCUUUAGUUAGUUACAUAUGCAAAAUUACAAAAAUGUCAUCAGCAAAUGUCUACCUCGAAUCAAAGGGUAUGUCUCUGUGCCAGACUGUUGUUGUAGGCUCUGUAGUCAUUCUUCUUUAUUCUUCAAGAGCAUGUUAUAAUUUGGUGGUGAUCACCAUAUCUCAGGAUACAUUAGAAAGUCCAUUUAAUUAUGGCUGGGAUAAUCUUUCAGCUAAGGCUCAUGUAGAAGACAUAAGUGGAGAAGAGUAUAUAGUAUUUGGAAUGGUCCUCUUUCUGUGGGAACACGUGCCAGCAUGGUCGGUGGUACUGUUUUUCCGGGCACAGAGAUUAAACCAGAAUUUGGCACCUGCUGGCAUGAUAAAUAGUCACAGUUAUAGUUCCAGAGCUUACUUUUUCGACAAUCCAAGACGAUAUGAUAGUGAUGAUGACCUGCCAAGACUGGGAAAUUCAAGAGAAGGAAGUUUAUCAAAUUCACAAGGUUUGGGCUGGUAUGGCACCAUGACGGGGUGUGGCAGCAACAGUUAUACAGUCUCUCCCCACCUGAAUGGACCUCUCACAGAUACUGCUCCUUUGCUCUUUACUUGUAGUAAUUUAGAUUUGAACAAUCACCAUAGCUUAUAUGUAACACCACAAAACUGACAGCAUUGCCAAGUGGUGAUUCUUCAGUUGUUUUUCAUGAAUGUGUAUAUUCAAUGCGUUUAAAUUCCAUCUACAUAAACAUUCCAUUAUCUGUUGCAACUGAAAACAACGCCUGGAAAUGUGGCUGUGUUCAGCAGAGGAUAUGGCUAUUACUUUUGACCUCUUCACAGUAAAGUGAAGUAAAAUGGAAAGUUUGGAGUGUGAGAAAAGAGAGAUUAGACCUUACGGCACUUGAUGGCCUCCAGACAUCUUGACUUUGGAAUAUCAAAUGCAUAUUUGCCUAUUUGCACUUUUAUCUUUGUUCUUAAAGAGUACACUGUAGUCCCCAAAGUCAUACUUCAGUGUUCACACUGGGAUGUUGUUGUACACCAAAUUAGGAGGUAAUUUUUCUAUUAAAAUCAAAGCCUGAAUAUUCAGUGGUGUACUCUAUGUGGAAUUCUUACCCAAUAAAAAUUUUACAGAGUGAACAGUGCACAGAAUUAAGGCAUAAAAAUGUAUUAUUCUUUUUAAAAAUCUACUAAAAAUAUAUAAUCAUUGAAUAUAGUUCUUUUAAGCAUGAUUGUAAAUACCAACUAAAAUUAUUCAAACAAUCACAUUUUUAAAUGAUAGUAGUAAACCUUUACCAUGAUGACCAGCAGUGUUCUUUGGAAAGCCACAGUCAUUUCUUCAAGAAGAAAGUAGACCAGUGAAAAUUAUGUGGCUACUUUGAAUAGAAUUGGUUAAGUGAUUAUUUUGUAUGAUUAAGAUAUGUGUAGUAGUUUAAGCAUGAUUCUUCAAGAAAGCAAUAGUGAUUUUUGCAUAGGGAGAUAUUGGUAGAAACUUCUUGGGACUAAACAAGUUUAUAGAUGCAUUUAAGAAUUAUUCAUAAAAUAUACAAUUCUAAAUUAAAACAUGAAUACAAUUUCAAAAACAUUUGAUUUAGUUGAAACAAGAUAUAACUGAUUUUACCUAAAAAAUCAGGAUUGUCCUCAGGUAAAUUUAAUCAUGAUACAUUAUUGCAGUGAACUCAAGUGCAAUAUUUUGUAAAGCAUAAGUCCUUCUUUAGUUUUCACAUUGUUAUAUAUUGUAUAUGGGCAAGGCCAAAUUAAAUUUAAUUCAAAUUCCAGCACUAGACUAAAUAAGCAAACUCAUGUGAAGGUACUAACUAGGUAAGUAUAAAACCAGUGGUUAACGAUAUUUGAAUACUGUUAGAAUUCCAUUAAAACUACCUUGAAUGUCCUGCUCCAAAUCUAAAAAAAUAUAUAGUAGGCCAAGAUAAUAGAGAAUUUUAAAAUGCACUUUCUAUCAGUGUCUAUAUGGAAAGGAGAUGCUGAAUACCUCAAGAUGCCAAGGGAACAGGCAACACUGGGAAGUCGUCACAACAUGCCUAAUUAAAGAAAGAUGCCUAACUUUAUACAAUUGUCUGCUGAUCUAUUUCUUCAGAACUGGAACUAAUACAACUGUCUUUUCUGUUGUCUACUUUGCUUGGAAAGUAGUAUUUUAUUUCUACUCUUACUUAAAAUACCUUUAAACUUUUUAAUAAUGGAUGCAGUAACUUCACAAAAGUAUAACGUAGGUGAAACCCCAAGGAAUAAUUAAAUUUUCAAUGCUUUCGAUCUUUUGGGAGGCUGGUGUGCAGCCAAUUAAAUUUCUUCCUUUUAUCAUACAAAAUGACUUUGAAUUCAAUCAGAAGCAUAAACCUAUAGUUAAAAUGUUACUUUGUUUGUUUGUAAGUUCUCUCAUUAUAACCAAACUAUUUAAAAAUUUAUAAUACAGAAGUUAACUUUGUAUUUACGUGACAACAUAAUGUGCAGUUAACUGAGUAUAUUAUAUCUAAUAACUUCAGUUAUUAGAUUACUUUUAAGAAUACCAACUAUUUUCCUAAUAAUGUUAGGUAGCUAAUUAUCUAGAGAUAUCUGAAGAGAUCUGUGUUGUCUUUGUUAAUCCUCAGGGUUCAAAGUAAAUAAAGUAAAUUUUUUUCUAGUAAAACGUCUCUAGAUAAUGUUCCUAUUUGACCAGAUAAGCAAAGACUACUUUUUAAAAAAUAUAUCAGAUAAAGCAACUUGGUUCUUUCAGCUGCAUCAGUUGAUUCUUCCAAAUUUGAGAUCUAUAACUUUACUCUUACCACUGACUAGGGUACCUGAAUUCUUGCAUUUGUCUCUUUAUAUACAUCUCCCACAAUGUAUCACCAAAGACAAAGGUAAGCUUCUGGCCCAAUUUUUGCUUAAAAAUUCCAAAGCACUAGGAGCACUUUAAGUUUGGUCUCGAAAGAAGGAGUUGCUUAUAAAAUCAAAGGGCUACCGAUCCCCUGUUCAUCCUGCACUGAAGCACAUGACGACAAUUUCAAACCUUCCUUUUCAGUUCCUUAGAACAGUGCAUUUCAUUGCUUAAGUGUGUAAUUUCUACAGUGAUUAGCAGUACUUGUUUUUAUCAUUUCAUUUGGGUGGCCAUUAAUUUUGAAACUCUUACCACUCAUUAUAGCUGGUCGUAGUUUUAUGAAAGGUGUAAUUUAUAGCUAGUGGCUUUUUAAUGCAUAGCUCCCUUUUUUUUUAUUGUUUAAUGGUGUUUCUCAGCUAUAUAAUCAGUUUCAAACUGGUUGUAAAAGUAUAGCUGUGGGCAAUGAAUGUAUUUACUUGUUGUUUCACUAAAUUGUAACAAAACACUACUGUUAAAAAUAAAAGUGUUUGUGCUUUUA
This is a messenger RNA of Pteropus alecto (black flying fox), 3867 nucleotides long. It is a transcript of the gene GPR137C, whose product is annotated as G protein-coupled receptor 137C. Gene Ontology annotation, cellular component: lysosomal membrane. The record is from RefSeq and is a predicted model, not a curated record. NCBI's taxonomy places the organism in Eukaryota, Metazoa, Chordata, Mammalia, Chiroptera, Pteropodidae. Gene Ontology annotation, biological process: positive regulation of TORC1 signaling. The transcript is spliced from 7 exons. Bases 414 to 1193 code for a protein of 259 amino acids.